CAGCUCAACCUUCAGCCUGCUCGACAAACAAGCAACCCUCACAUCAACAACAUCACCCCAAAGACCUUCCAUGGACAUCUUACCACAGAAUCUCUCGUUGCGCACACGUCCUACGGGCCCAUGGAACCACGGGCUUCCUCAACCGCUUAGCUUCGUACCCUGAUCCCCGCACCAGAUUCUGCAGACCCUGAAAAGCGCCAGGGCCCUUAUCAAUACAUUAGAUAUCUUUGGAACACCAUGACUGGCUUCCUGGGCUUACCUCUCGAACUCAGAAACCAUGUGUACGACCUGCUCCUCCAUGAAGACCUUGCCCCAUCAUUCCGCGGGGUGAUGGUUGUCUCUGAAGCCUACGUCAAGCGCGAUUUACCCAUGAAGUCCUACCGCGGCCUUCUCCUCGUCUGCCAUCAAACAUACCAGGAAUUCAAGACCGCAAUCCAACAUCUCGCCGCCUCGAAGCAACUGAAUUACGAACUGGACAUUACCUUUUCCCACGGUCGCCCGUAUUUUUCACUGACAUGGAAGCGCUUCGCGGCCCUCUCACCAAUAAUCAACCACCUUCUCAUCAACGUGGACCUGCGCAUCCAAGAACCCCUCGGCACAUCUGAGUAUAUUCCCCACGACCACGAACUAGCGCACCUGAUCGAAGACCUGCCCGAGUCCUUCGCGGUGCAAUUGUUCGACUACAUAGCCAUCCUUCUCAAAUCCCUGUUCAACCUGCUCCUCUCUGGCAACCCGUCUACUUCCAUCCUAUACACAGAGUCCAUGACCUUGAAUUUGCGCACGCCGACGCGCUUGACAUUGUCCGGAGGUUCUCACCAUAAUCCACACGGCUGCUCGCGCAGGAUUCCGGUGGACAAGCACGAGGUUACUAAGUUGUGGACGACGAUGCGGAAUACGCUGCAGGCGACGAGUAAGGGCUUCCAGGCGUUUGAGGCGAGGAAAUGUGAGGAGCUGUUUCCGAGGAUUCAGAUUGGGUGUUUGAGAUUUGCGACGGAGGACCGCAUUUGGGGAGAGGGGCAUAACUUGAUUCUUGCCGAGAGGGAUUUUAUGUGGUUGAGGUAUUGAAAUGAAGGCUACACGGAUCAUGAUGAAUGACAGACACGGCCGACACGCAGCAUUGAACAGCAUUUACGGCGUUUGGGUAUUUAGCGUAGCAUAGCACAGCACAUACAGUCAUGAUGUUGAUCACUUUAAUUUCUGUCACAUACCAAGCCGCGCAAUGACGUUGCUG
Macroventuria anomochaeta is the source of this 1231-nucleotide messenger RNA. RefSeq lists its product as uncharacterized. The record is from RefSeq and is a predicted model, not a curated record. Bases 238 to 1065 code for a protein of 275 amino acids. Lineage: Eukaryota; Fungi; Ascomycota; Dothideomycetes; Pleosporales; Didymellaceae. The transcript has a single exon.